Molecule: messenger RNA, 11056 nt
Organism: Oncorhynchus nerka (sockeye salmon)
Lineage: Eukaryota; Metazoa; Chordata; Actinopteri; Salmoniformes; Salmonidae
Product: leucine-rich repeat-containing protein 26-like
Exons: 3
Coding region: 8474-10720 (748 amino acids)
Cellular component (GO): plasma membrane
Molecular function (GO): protein binding
Source: RefSeq, a predicted model, not a curated record
CACACUCUAACACAUCAGGAAUUGCUUCGCUGUACUAUAAAUGUAGUUCCACUAAUCACAGGUUGCUUUGCCUAACACACAUACAGGUAACUGCCAAAUUAAAGGAAACACUUCAGUAAAUGAGGGAUACAAAGUAUAUUGAAAGCAAGUGCUCCCACACAGGUGUGGUUCCUGAGUUAAUUAAGCAAUUAACAUCCCAUCAUGCUUAGGGUCAUAUAUAAAAAUGCCCAGUUGCCCAUUAUUUUGCCUACCAUGGCUAGAAUAUCUCUGUGUCUUUGAAAGAGGGGUCUCAAAGGAGCAUAGGAGGUUUCAUGGGUGUGUGUGUGUUUUUGCUCAGUCAUCAGAUCUCAACCCAAUUGAACACACCUGACAAAGCGUUUUCUACAACCAUUAACAAAACACCAAAUUAUGGAAUUUCUUGUGGAAGAAUGGUGUCACAUCCCUCCAGUAGAGUUCCAGGCACUUGAAGAAUCUAUGCCAAGGCGCAUUGAAGCUGUUUUGGCUUGUAGUGGCCAAACGCCCUAUUAAGGCGCUUUAUGUUGGUGUUUCCUUUAUUUUGGCAGUUACCUGUGCAUUCGGAAAGUAUUCAGACCCAUUGACUUUUCCCACAUUUUGUUACGUUACAGCCUUAUUUUAAAAUGUAUUUUUUUUAAAUCCUCAAAUCUACACACAAUACCCCAUAUUGACAAACAUAAUUAAAAAUCCAUUUAUUAAAAAUAAAAAAAACAGAAGUGCCUUAUUUACAUAAGUAUUCAGACCUUUGCUAUGAGACUCAAAAUUUAGCUCGGAUGCAUCCUGUUUCCAUUGAUCAUCCUUGAGAUAUUUCCACAACUUGGAGUCCACCUGUGGUAAAUGAAAUUGAUUGGACAUGAUUUGGAAAGGAACACACCUGUCUAUAUAAGGUCCCACAGUUGACAGUGCAGGUUAAAGCAAAAACCAAGCAAUGAGGUUGAAGAAAUUGUCAGUAGAGCUCUGAGACAGGAUUCUUUCAAGGCACAGAUCUGGGGAAGGGUACCAAAAAUGUUUUGUAGCAUUGAAGGUUCCCAAGAACACAGUGGCCUCCAUCAUUCUUUAAUGGAAGAAGUUUGGAACCACCAAGACUCUUCCUAGAGCUGGCCGCCCGGCCAAACUGAGCAAUCGGGGGAGAAGGGCCUUGGUGAGGGAGGUGACCCGUUGGUCACUCUGACAGAGCUCUAGAGUUCCUCUGUGGAGAUGGGAGAACCUUCCAGAAGGACAACCAUCUCUGCAGUACUCAACCAAUCAGGCCUUUAUGGUAGAGUGGCCAGACAGGAGCCACUCCUCAGUAAAAGGCACACGACAGCCCACUUAGAGUUUGCCAAAAGGCACCAUAAUGACUCUCAUACCAUGAGAAACAUGAUGAAACCAAGAUUGAACUCUUUGGCCUGAAUGCCAAGUGUCACUUCUGGAGGAAACCUGGCACAAUCCCUACAGCGAAUCAUGGUUGUGGCAUCAUCAUGCUGUUGGGAUGUUUUUUAGUGGGAGGGACUGAGAAACUAUUCAGGUUUGAAGAAGAAAGGAGAUGAACGGAGCAAAGUACAGAGAGAUCCUUGAUGAAAACCUGCUCCAGAGAGCUCAGGACCUCAGACUGGGUCGCAUAUUCACCUUCCAACAGGACAACGACCCUAAGCACACAGCCAAGACAAUGUAGAAGUGGCUUCGGGACAAGUCUCUGAAUGUCCUUGAGUGGCCCAACCAGAUCCCGGACUUAAACCCGAUCAAACAUCUCUGGAGAGACCUGAAAAAAGCUGUGCAGCGACGCUCCUCAUCCAACCUGACAGAGCUUGAGAGGAUCUGCAGAGAAGAAUGGGAGAAACUCCCCAAAUACAGGUGUGCCAAGUUUGUAGCAUCAUACCUACGAAGACUCGAGGCUGUAAUCACAGCCAAAGGUGCUUCAACAAAGUACUGAGUAAAGGGUCUGAAUACUUACAGUACCAGUCAAAAGUUUGGACGCACCUACUCAUUCCAGGGUUUUUAUUUAUUUUACUAUUUUCUACAAUGUAGUAUAAUAGUGAAUACAUCAAAACUAUGAAAAAAUACACAUAUGGAAUCAUGUAGUAACCAAAAAAGUGUUAAUAACCUGUUAAGCCUACCCCCUACUUUUUCGAACAUUCUGUUAAAAAUCGCGCAACAUUUCAGAGUCCUGCUACUCAUGCCAGGAAUAUAGUAUAUGCAUAUGAUUAGUAUGUGUGGAUAGAAAACACUCUGACGUUUCUAAAACUGGUUAAAUCACGGCUGUGACUAUAACAUAACGUGUGUUUCAUCGAAAAGCGCAAGAAAAACUGAUCACUGAAAACUGGAAAAUAUAUCAAUGCGCCACUUGCAUGUAUUGUCUAUUGGAAAGCAAAUGACAUGGGGCUGAGAUUGCAAGUCCUACAGCUUCCACAGGAUGUCGCCAGUCUUGUCAAUUGCCUGGGCUUUGUUUCUUGGUCAAACGAGUAAGAGAGAGCCCAUUCCUUCCGGUCUCUGACAGGAUGUUUUGGAUGAGAAAUUUCCGAACAUGAUUUCAAGACGUGGAGCUAUUGAAUACACAUCGCCCCGUGAUCAAUUUGAUAGAUUAUUAACGUUUACUAAUACCUAAAGUUGGAUUACAAAAGUAUUUCGAAGUGUUUUGUGAAAGUUUAUCGUCAACUUUUUUAAUUUAAAAAAAUGACGUUGCGUUUUAAAACGCUGUUUUUUCCUUGAUCACACACUUUCCAUAGAUCGAUAUUUAGGGUAUAUAUGGACCGAUUUAAUCGAAAAAAAAGACCCAAUAGUGAUGUUUAUGGGACAUCUAGGAGUGCCAACAAAGAAGAUCGUCAAAGGUAAUGAAUGUUUUAUAUUUUAUUGCUGCGUUUUGUGUAGGGGACGUAAACAAAAUAAUUAGCAUAGCCGGCGGGCUAUGCUAAUUAUUUUGUUUACGUCCCCUUCAGGUAUUUCGGGGUGUUGCAUGCUAUCAGAUAAUAGCUUCUCAUGCUUUCGCCGAAAAGCAUUUAAAAAAUCUGACUUGUUGGCUGUAUUCACAACGAGUGUAGCUUUAAUUCAGUACCCUGCAUGUGUGUUUUAAUGAACGUUUGAGUUUUAACAUUUAGCGUAGCGCAUUUGCAUUUCCAGAUGGCUGGGUGGGACGCAGACGUCUCAGGGGACGCUAAGAGGUUUUAAACAAAUGAAAUUAGAUUUUAUAUUUCAGAUUCUUCCAAGUAGCCACCCUUUGCUUCGACGACAGCUUUGCACACUCUUAGUAUUCUCUCAACCAGCUUCACCUGGAAUGCUUUUCCAACAGUCUUGAAAGGAGUUUCCACAUAUGCUGAGCACUUGAUGGCUGCUUUUCCUUCACUUUGCGGUCCAACUCAUCCCAAACCAUCUCAAUUGGGUUGAGGUCGGGUGAUUGGGGAGGCCAGGUCAUCUGAUGCAGCACUCCUUCUUGGUCAAAUAGCCCUUACACAGCCUGAAGGUUUGUUGGGUCAUUGUCCUGUUGAAAAACAAAUUAUAGUCCCACUAAGUGCAAACCAGAUGGGAUGGCGUAUUGCUGCAGAAUGCUGUGGUAGCCAUGCUGGUUAAGUGUGCCUUGAAUUCUAAAUAAAUCACUGACAGUGUCACCAGCAAAGCACUCCCACACCAUCACACCUCCUCCUCCAUGCUUCACGGUGGGAACCACACAUGCGGAGAUCAUCCGUUCACCUACUCUGUCUCACAAAGACACGACAGUUGGAACCAAAAAUCGCAAAUUUGGCCUUAUCAGACCAAAGGACAGAUUUCCACCAGUCUAAUGUUACUUGGCCCAAGCAAGUCUCUUCUUUUUGGUGUCCUUUAGUAGUGGUUUCUUUGCAGCAAUUUGACCAUGAAGGCCUGAUUCAUGCAGUCUCCUCUGAACAGUUAAAAAAACAGAUAAAGCAACGCCUCUCCCCUAUUUGACCGAGAUAGUUUGUGUGUAUACAUUGAUAUGUAGGCUACGUGUGCCUUUUUAAUAAUGUAUGUAGUUCUGUCCUUGAGCUGUUCUUGUCUAAUGAUGAUCUGUAUUGUGUCAUUCUGUAUUAUGUUUCAUGUUUUGUGUUGGACCCCAGUAUGAGUAGCUGCUGCUUUUGCAACAGCUAAUGGGGAUCCAAUAAAAUACCAAAUACCAAUACCAAACAUUUGAUGUUGAGAUGUGUCUGUUACUUGAACUCUGAAGCAUUUAUUUGGGCUGCAAUUUCCAAGGCUGGUAACUCUAAUGAACUUCUCCUCUGCAGCAGAGGUAACUCUGGGGCUUCCUUUCCUGUGGCGGUCCUCAUCAGAGCCAGUUUCAUCAUAGCGCCUGGUUUUUGUGACUGCACUUGAAGAAACUUUCAAAGUUCUUGAAUUUUCCGCAUUGACUGACCUUCAUGUCUUAAAGUAAUGAUGGACUGUCAUUUCCCUUUGCUUAUUUGAGCUGUUCUUGCCAUAAUAUGGACUUGGUCUUUUAUCAAAUAGGGCCAUCUUCUGUAUACCACCCCUACCUUGUCACAACAACUGGCUCAAACACAUUAAGGAAAGAAAUUCCACUAUUAAACUUAAGGCACACCUCUUAAAUUAAAUGCAUUCCAGGGGACUAUCCCAUGAAAGCUGCCAUCAAGGCAAAUGGUGGCUACUUUAAAGAAUCUCAAAUAUAUAGUUUAACACUUUUUUGGUUCCUACAUGAUUCCAUGUGUUAUUUCAUAGUUUUGAUGUCUUCACUAUUAUUCUACAAUGUUGAAAAUAGUAAAAAUAAAGAAAAACCCUGGAAUGAGUAUAUGAGUCCAAACUUUUGACUGGUACUGUUAAGAUAUUUUAUCAAGGUUUAAGAUAAAUGGUUAAAUAAUUCUACCCAGAAACUUAACCAUUAGGAUUAGAGGUUAUGUAGCAUGAACAAGGAGUAAUUAAAAAUAAUAAACACAGCUCCAACUGGGUUGGAGGGGGGGAAGAGAGGAAUGCAUGUGUGUGCCUAACGAAAACAAAGAGGAUCCUUAACCUAUGUUUGAACCGACCCAGCUAUAUAUCUGUGAAGAUAAAAUAAGACAGCGAGAGCCCCUCCAGGUUUUCCGUAUCUGGGGGGGACUGGAACUAUCUGCUAAGUGGUAAUAAACUGUGGUGAGACUUCAGGAGAUAAUCCAGAUAUAGUGUGUAAUGUAUAUGCGUUAGUGGGUUGGAAUGGACUUUUGAAGCUGCUUUGUCUUUGUCAUAGAAGAGGAUCUAAAACGUUAUUGGACGAAAUGUGAGGUAUAUAAACCAAUAUACAUGGUAUUAUGACCAGAGCGCUCUCGAGAAUAAAUGUUAUUGGCUAAUUUUGAUUGACUGGUCUCUGUCUAUUUUAUGCAAAUAAGAAUCUUACAAAUUCUUAUAAAACAGUGUUUUAAAUUGAAUUGGUUGUUGAACACAUAAGAACUAAAUUCAUCUAACAGGUACUGUAUGUAAAUGUGAUAUUUCUGAUAUUUUUAUAACAUUUGCUAAACUUUCCAAAAAAGUUUUGUUUUGUCUUUAUGGGCUAUUGUGUAUAGAUUAAACAGGAAAAAAACAAUUGAAUCCAUUUCAGAAUAAGUCUAACGUAACAUAAUGUGGAAAAGGUCAAGGUCUAAAUACUUUCUGAAUGCAACGUACACGCACAUGCAUGAACACCCAUACUCUUAUGAAUGAUUAUCCAACAUAAUUAGGACUUUGCUCUUUUCGGAAAUGAUUAAACUGGCCCAGUCAAUCACAAAAUGAACUUGACAAAUCAUUGUACAAUCUUCAGCCAAUUGUAGACGCUGUUUACUGACAUUCCAAUGGUUCAUCAGAGGGUGUAAAAGUGUAAUGAUUGUGUUUUAAAGGAGGAAAAUGCCUCAAUCAUAAUUUUACAGUAGUAUUAUCUUACUUUAAAAAAAAAAAUGCCAUCAAAGGAGUUGAACCUUUUAGUUGUGUAUGCAUUCACUGAUGAUUGUGUUUUCUCCUUGUUUGAUGUUUGUGAGGACUGUCGGCAGUUGCUCUGUGAGACAGGGGCCUCUCCGUGCUGCUUGGUAUUCUGCUCAGUCUCCUAGCGCUCCUCUAAGGAAGCCCAGACCCACAAUGCCUCACUUCAGCACAGCAGUGUCAGCCUAGUGAAAAGAGGAGACCGCAGGAGAGACUGAAAAUCAGUGUAAACUCAAUUCUGUCAACAGAAAUCCUUGGCCUGAAUCAGUCAUAACAUUUCCAUUUUAGCAGACACUCUUAUCCAGAGUGAUUUACAGGAGCAAUUAGGGUUACAGCGAAAGUAUUCGGCCCCCUUGAACUUUGCGAUCUUUUGCCACAUUUCAGGCUUCAAACGAAGAUAUAAAACUGUAUUUUUUGGUGAAGAAUCAACAACAAGUGGGACACAAUCAUGAAGUGGAACAACAUUUAUUGGAUAUUUCAAACUUUUUUAACAAAUCAAAAACUGAAAAAUUGGGCGUGCAAAAUUAUUCAGCCCCCUUAAGUUAAUACUUUGUAAGUGCCUUGCUCAAUGGCACAUAGGCAGGCUUUUCACCUAGUCAUCUCAGGAUUUGAACCAGCAACCUUUUGUUACUGCCUAAAUGCUCUUAAUCACUAGGCUACCCAACCCUAGUAAUUUGUUUAUACUCUAGCCAGGACAUACUGUUUAGCAUAUAAUUAAUUCAAAACAAAUCUGUGCCAAGUACAAAACCAUUUGAUUGUCAAUAACUCAGUGUCCCCAAUGUCUUGUAGUGAUAAUGCCUCUGCGUCUUUGUUACCAUCACACCGUAGUACUGUACACCGAGGUGUCACCACAAUGGCCCAGGGAAGUAAACCCUAUAGUGGGGGUAAACAAAUGCUAUCAGUGCCUCCUAGUUCAGUCAUGUCAGGUAUAGGGAGCAGGUGUUGCUGUGUCUUCCCAGACAGGUAGGCAGGGACAUGUAAGGGCAGGUAUUCAUUCAUCUCAGGAUGGUCCCCUGCUCGUAAAGCAAUGGGAGGAAUGGCAUGUCAGCUUACUGCCCACAUACAGAACAAAGAUGAGAAGGGGACUUCUGUGAUCAUAUAGUCAACCACCUCAUGAUUACCAUGUUCUGUGCAUUACUGAGGACAAACCGGUGCCAUCCUAGUCAUCUGACAUUAUGCCACUAAUGUGAGGACUAUGUUGGUGCGCUGUCCACUAGGCCUGGGAGGCAGUGAGUUCCUGCAGGUGCUUCAGCUCUCCCACAACAGGAUCUCUGGUCUGCAACCUGGAGAUCUUUGCAGGUGCCCCCAUCUGAGAGAGCUUUGCCUGCAGCACAACCACAUAUCCAACCUCCACCCACAUGCCCUCAAGGACCUCCCAGAGCUCAGGGUCCUGGAUCUGAGCUUCAACCUGUUGACCACAAUCUCUCCAUCCGCCUACCUGUCGCUACGUAACCUGAAUGCCCUGGUGGAGGUGAGUGGUAACAGGUGGAGGUGUGACUGCAGCCUGCGGAGUGUGAGGAGGUGGAUGGCCUACGAUAGGCAAAGGGCCCAACAGCAGAUCUGGAGGGGGGUGGUGUGUUCCUCCCCCUCCACCCACACAGGUAGAGACCUGCUACACUUGGAGGACAGUGACCUCACCUGCUCUACAGCGGAGAACAGGGAGGGGCUCCACCAGGAUGUGACAGUGACUGAGGGGAAAGAGAUCCUGCUGCCCUGCGGCAAGAUUCAACAUGGUGGACGACUAAUGGACAAGUUUCUGGAAGUCAGAUGGGCCUGCAGAUCAGUGACAUCACAGAGGAAGACGCAGGGCUGUACGUGUGCAUAUCUGGGCCAGAAGAACAAUAUAUAUCUGUAUUUAACAUCCAUGUUCAUAAGACACAGAGGAAAAGCAGAGGCACUAGGAGUUUACACGGGGAGAGGAAGCUGAUACACACAGAGGUAGGCAGCCUACAGAGGGAGGAUCAGGGGACAGACCUGAACUCUCUAGAUCUCCACAGGGCUUCUCAGAGAACACAGUCUGACCUGGUCCUGGCUGUCUGCCUGUCUGUAUUCAUCACCUUCCUGUUAGCAUUUAUACUUGGUGCUCUUUCCAGACCUCUCCUGGACCCUCUCUGGAGGAGGUGCUGUAACCGUACCAAGCAAAGCUCCUCCCCAGCCCAGUCGGUCUCCUCUGCUGGGCAGGGCCCCUACGACAAUGGCGCCUAUUCAGAUGAGGCGCAGGAGGAACUAGGAACACACAGGGAGAGUAGUGUGACAUUCAGAGGACAUCCUUCAGAAAUAAGGGAUCAGAGUAGCAUUCCUUACUAUGAUACGGUGGCCAAUGGCAGACAGGACAACCUCGCUGGGGAAUAUGAGAAUGCUACUCUGAUCCCUUAUUAUAUGAGCAACAUAUGAGAAUGUUUAUGCAAAGGAUAUCUCACACCCCUCCCUUGAGGUCCAUCACCCACCUGACGAGAAGCCCAGGGCACAGGACUCUGUCAGCUCAGGCAGCUCCCAACAGGACAGCCCAGAGACAGACACCCAUAGUGGAGAACUCUCUGGUGUCUCUCUGAGUGAACCACAAGUGGGUGCUCACCCAGUCCAUACCCACCAUGGCAUGGAGUUUGAACCCAUCCCUGACCCAGAACAGUUGCAGGGAUAUCGAAGCUCGUCCGUGUCUUCACACUCUGACCAGGAGAGGCCGGAUAGGGAUCAGGAUAUGCACUGGCCCAAAAACUAUUUGGCUCAAAGAUUGGAAGAGAAGUGCAAGACCCAGAACAAUCCCUGGGAACAUCAAUCCCUCCAGAAGGAAGAUGACUCCUUUGAGCAGAGUUCAGAUUUCCCUAUGGUUAAACAAGUUGAUGUGCCACAGAUCAAGAUCGGCAGCGUGGGUGAGAUCCCUGGAUUUACAGCUGAGCCCUUUAGGGAUUGGAAACCAAUCAAGGCAGAUCCAAACCCCAUGGAGCCUGAGCUGUGGAAUGACAGUGGAGAGAGCUUUGAGUUUCCUGAUUCUAUCCGAGGUGCAUCGGCACAGUCCAGCAGUCAAGAUCUCUCAGGUUCUGCUUUUGACGAUCAGUUGAGAAAGAAGUAUGAACAAGCUCGGAAUGAAGAACCGCUGGUGGAAGACCAGAGGGAGAAUAAUAAGCUGCUGGAGCUGAACCUAAGUUACAGUGGGAAUGAACCUACAGUGUACACUGUGAACUCAGAGAUGGAGGUAGUGAAGGAGAAGAUGAUUGUCCAGAAUGUGGGUGAACUGAUACAGGAAGCUCAGAGUGCUCUGAAAACACAGGAGUGCUAUGAUAUGUCCAGUGAUCGUGGGGAUGAACCCACAAAGUGCACCGUGAACGAGGAGGAUUCAGCUCAAGUUCCAGAUGUCAUGUACAGGGAUCCAUCUCUCAGUCUUGGAGACACUGUCUCUUUGGUGCCAAGGAAAACUCUCAAUAUUGGCUUUAAGAAAUACACCAAGCCCCUUCCACAGCUGUCUUUGCCAAAAACAUCCCUCCCUUUCUCCACCUCUUCAGACUCUCAAACUCAACUCUUCUAUGUCCCCCCACUUGGGAGACGUCUGGAUAGCCAUCCCCCUCAGGAAGCUCCACCUGCUGCCCCAAGAACACCCUCACCCUCUGGUUCAUCCUCUUCUAGAACCGGGAGCGAGGAUCAGACUACAAUGAACCGAAAAAGAAAAGAGAAAGCUAAGAUCCCUGACGUCACAUAUAGGGAUUACUCUCUCAGAUCUGGAGACACAUCAACUAAAGUAUCUUUCUCUCCAAGAAAAGAUCUAAAUAUUGGCUUUUCCAGCGAGAGUUCUCAAUAUCAACAUGAGUCUAUGACAAGGUACGAGAGUGUCACCAGAACAAAGGGUGUAGACUUUGAUGAAGACAGCAAGCUUCGUCCCCAAAUGUCUUUGCCCAAAACAUCACUCCUUUCCACCACCUCCUCAGACAGGGUCAGAGCUGAGGAGCCAUCAGUUAAAAUCUACAUCCCUGGACUUAGGAGGCGUCAGAAUAUUCAGCCCCCUCAGGAAGCUCCACCUGCCAAAUCAUCCUCUUCCAGCUGUGAGAGUGGAGAUGAGACUCCAAAACACACAAUGAAACCAGCUAAAGCCAUCACAGAUUAUUUUUCCCCAAGGAGAACACUCAAUAUCAGCUUUAACAACUCAGCCAGUACCACAGAUGAGGUGGAGAGGAAAACCGAAGCAGAGGACGGGUGGGAUCAGCCAAGGCUUGGUAAAGUGAAGGCGCUGUCAGAGAGAACACGAAGGGACACAGAGGAAAGUUCUACAGACAUGAAUGUUUCUUUCUCCCAAAUAAGAGCGCUCAAUAUCAACUUUGAUGCCUCAGACAGCAGCACAGACGAGGUGGGGAGGAGUACCGGAGCAGACUACAGUAACCCUACUGAAGAAAUCAGUCCCUCUCCCCAACUGUCAUUGUACAAAACAUCAAACUUUUUCUCCACCCCCACAGAUGAGGCGAGGCCUAGAGGAGAGUAUUCACUCCAAAUUCCCCUACACAGGAAGCGCUUAGUUGUAGACAUCCAGCCCCCCCUGGCUCUACCGGAUGCCCCAGCAACACCUCCACCAUCCCCAGAGGGAGAGGAGGCAGCAGGGUCUGGAUGGAGGAGUAGGGAACAACAGAUGAGAGCCAUGGAUGGAUUUGGCUGUAACUCCAUGACACAGGGAGACCGGAGCUAUAUGGGGUUAGUGGUUGCUAAACCAUUCGGCAUAUCUCGUCCAUAUCAGAGCAUUACCUCAGAAACCAUUAUGACCACCCGGUGUAGUGAGGUCUCUACCUCUGGUGACCUCAAUAUGACCUACUCCAACCCCCCCCUCCAUUUUGAAACGCACAAAGAGGGCAGUGAAGCUUGAGAGCUACCACUGUAAUUGUUUGUACUGAUUAAAGAAAUCACCUGAGAAGUUAAUGCAGCAGAUGAAAGUUGUUAAAACGUAAGUUUUUUAUUUUACAGAAUUAUACUGUUAUUACAUUGUUGUAAAUGAGUAACACCAGACAUGUUUGUCUUAAUGAAAAUAGCUGUUUAAGUGACUGAAUUAUUUCAGACUGAGGCAAAUAAAAGGUGGGACCAUUAAAACCCAAUUUCCCAGAUUCAUAUCCACCUACUUUACUCACCCAGUACCCUACUCCCCUCUAUUUUGCUACAAAAUCCUCUUCAUGACACUAUCAUAAAUAAACCUGUAAUGAAAGUC